AUGAAAUAUGCCUUUUACCCGGGCUGCGUCGCGCAGGGCGCUGCCCCCGAACUCUACAAUUCGACCAUAGAAGUUUGCCGCAAGCUGGGCAUCGAACUCGACGCAGAAUCGAUGCAAUCUGCGUCCUGCACUGGCGCCGGUGUGCUGCAGGAGAAGAACCAGCGCCUAGGGGACACGCUCAAUCGCGCGCAACUUUGCGCUCGCCGAACGCUCGGGCUGCCGCUUCUCACGAUAUGCAGCACAUGUCAGGGCGUGAUGUCUCAGGCGAACCAACGCCUUACGGCUGACGCCGACUACCUGUCUUCUGUCAACGAGGACCUCGCCGAAGAGGGCCUGGAGUAUAAGGGCACUGCUGAUCCUAAGCAUCUGCUCUGGAUAAUCGUCGAGGAUAUAGGCAUCGACAAGCUGAAGUCGAUGGUGGUGCGCCCGCUGACCGGCUUCAAGGCUGCGCCCUUCUACGGCUGCUAUCUCGUGCGCCAAGUUCGGCGCUGGGAUUUGCAGAGAAUCCGGAACGCUUGGGCGCGCUGGAGCAGGUCAUCGAGGCGGUGGGCGCGACUGUCGUUGACUUUCCGGGCAAGACGCUCUGCUGCGGCUUUCCCAUUCUCACCAUCAACCAGACCAAUUCAAUGA
Messenger RNA from Geodia barretti, 630 nucleotides. The record is from the annotation of a GenBank genome assembly. Lineage: Eukaryota; Metazoa; Porifera; Demospongiae; Tetractinellida; Geodiidae.